Molecule: messenger RNA, 3325 nt
Organism: Rhineura floridana
Lineage: Eukaryota; Metazoa; Chordata; Lepidosauria; Squamata; Rhineuridae
Gene: UBP1
Product: upstream binding protein 1
Exons: 16
Coding region: 8-1624 (538 amino acids)
Biological process (GO): regulation of transcription by RNA polymerase II
Cellular component (GO): nucleus
Molecular function (GO): DNA-binding transcription activator activity, RNA polymerase II-specific; RNA polymerase II cis-regulatory region sequence-specific DNA binding
Source: RefSeq, a predicted model, not a curated record
GUGGAAGAUGGCGUGGGUGCUGAAGAUGGACGAAGUGAUCGAGUCCGGGCUUGCGCACGACUUCGACGCCAGCCUCUCCGGCAUCGGGCAAGAGCUGGGCGCCGGCGCUUAUAGCAUGAGUGAUGUUCUGGCACUGCCCAUUUUCAAGCAAGAAGACUCUAGCCUUCCACCUGAUAGUGACACAAAACAUCCACCAUUUCAAUAUGUUAUGUGUACUGCAACGUCUCCAGCAGUCAAACUGCAUGAUGAAACCCUUACUUACUUAAAUCAAGGUCAGUCCUAUGAAAUCCGGCUGUUAGAUAAUAGGAAAAUUGGGGAUAUGCCAGAGAUCAAUGGAAAAAUGGUGAAGAGUAUUAUAAGAGUUGUGUUCCACGACAGAAGGCUGCAGUACACUGAGCAUCAGCAACUGGAAGGUUGGAAGUGGAAUCGCCCUGGAGACAGAUUACUUGAUUUAGAUAUUCCUAUGUCAGUUGGAGUAAUCGAUAUAAAGACCAAUCCAAGCCAGCUUAAUGCAGUUGAAUUUCUGUGGGAUCCUGGAAAACGAACAUCUGCCUUUAUUCAGGUACAUUGUAUCAGCACUGAAUUUACACCUCGUAAACAUGGAGGUGAAAAAGGAGUUCCUUUUAGGAUUCAGGUUGACACUUUUAAACAGGCAGAACCUGGAGAAUACACUGAUCACCUGCAUUCUGCCAGCUGUCAAAUCAAAGUUUUCAAGCCAAAAGGGGCAGAUAGAAAGCAGAAAACGGACAGAGAAAAAAUGGAGAAACGAACUGCCCAUGAAAAAGAAAAAUAUCAACCUUCGUAUGACACUACAAUUCUCACGGAGAUGAGGCUUGAGCCUAUAAUUGAAGAUGCAGUUGAACAUGAGCAGAAAAAGUCCAGCAAGCGGACUUUGCCAGCAGACUACGGUGAUUCUCUGGCAAAGCGAGGCAGUUGUUCACCAUGGCCUGAUACACCCACUGCAUUUGUGAACAGUAGUCCUACCCCAACUCCGGCUUUUGCCUCUACUCCACAUAAUACUUACAGUGUCCCAGACAGCAAUUCAUCAUCUCCAAAUCACCAAGGAGAUGGAAUUCCCCAAGUAUCUGGAGAGCAACUUCAUCCAUCAGCCACAAUCCAGGAAACCCAACAAUGGUUGCUUAAACAUAGAUUUUCCACUUACAGCAGGAUGUUCUCAAAUUUCUCAGGUGCUGAUUUAUUGAAGCUUACGAGAGAAGAUCUGGUACAAAUCUGUGGUCCAGCUGAUGGAAUUCGGCUGUACAAUGCACUUAAAUCAAGGUCUGUUAGGCCACGUCUAACAAUCUAUGUAUGCCAAGAGCAAUCAAGAAGCCUACAACUGGAAAGGCAGCAAGACUCAGGCAGUGGAGAGAGCAGGAAUGGUGCAAUAUAUGUUUAUCAUGCAAUCUACUUGGAAGAAAUGGCUGCCUCAGAAGUCACACGCAAACUUGCUUUGGUAUUCAAUAUUCCUUUGCAUCAGAUCAACCAGGUUUACAGACAGGGUCCUACUGGCAUCCAUAUCCUUGUCAGUGACCAGAUGGUUCAAAAUUUUGAAGAUGAAAGCUGCUUCUUAGUUACCACAAUAAAAGCUGAAAAUGGCGAAGGUUUCCAUAUAAUUUUGAAGUGAUGUUGCCAUACAUAUGGAUGGACUGAUAUUCCAGUAUAGAAUGAAGUCAUGCUCAAGAAUGGCAUAUAACAUUGUCUCUUCAGGGAUUUGACUUCACCAUAUAGGAUGUUUCAUAUUGAAAACACAAGUUGACAUUUCUAAUGAGCUGUUUAGAUGAACUUACCACUGCCGUAGCCAAAUGUCCUCAUAAGAGGUAUAAAUGCCGUUAACAGCUUAUGUACAGGCAUGGAGGAAACAAAGGAAACAAAAGGUGUUUGCCCUUUUUAAAAAAUAAGGCAAGCUCUGGCCAGUAGAUGCAGUUUCUAGAAGCAUCACUGCUUUCCUAUUACACUGUAUCCAGUUUGAAUGUAAACUUAUUCUGGGCAUUUACCUUUCUGUGCCAGUUUGUCUAUUACUCGCUUGUACCUUUAUGCUGAUUUUAUUUUUUUUGAUGUUAGCAGAGCACAUAGUAAUUUGUGUGGAAAUAAGUAGUAAAGAUGAUAGCAAUCAGGUUUGGGGUCUUGAGAGUAAAGCUGUCAAAACAGCAUCCUCUGUGUAAAUUGUGUAUAAGCGUGAAUGUAAGAAGUGUAAAUGUCAGAGUUGGACUUACUAAAAGUCCUAACCAGGUGAAAAUUAAGCAUGCAGCAACCAUAAUUAAUGGUAAUUGAGCAUUAUGUUUAGUACCUAUUUGAGAGGAUUAAAACAAAUCCUGUGAAGGUACAAUAGUUUGCUUUGUAAUAGGUUCAUUACAGAGAAUCUGCCUAUGCAUUGUCUUUUUUUUUUUUUAGUUUUUCUAUAAAGCACUGUUCAUUGUUUGCUUUUCAAACCAUACUGUUAAUAGUAGUGAGUUGGGAUUUCCUCAUGGAGAAAAAUGGAAUGUCACUGUCAUCAAGGGACUGUUUUUUGGCAGGAGUGAACAACACAAACUUUCAAAUUACUUUUUUCUCUCUAGUUGAAGACCAGUAUCUUCCCUUAAAUCACUCCCAUGUGUGAACUGUUACUUCCUUGUUUCUCUGAGUCUUGUGGAAAGACCAUAGUUACAGUGCCUCUUCCAUAAAACCAAAUACUUGAUUAGCAGUUGCACAUCUUAAUGAACUGCAGAAAUGUCCUUAAUUACCUGAAGAUUGGAGAUAGCUAUCCAAGGACAGGUGCACGUCUGUUACAGAUUAUGUAUUAAAUAUAGGUUUGUGGCAGAUUCAGACAAAGAACGCAAGGUGGUCUGCCGUCACGGUGUGUGGACUUGGCCUUUUAUCAGAUAGCUAAAAUCUUAAAUAAUGUAGUGAAUAUUUGAUGGGGGGGAAGAGCAGCAUGUCAACUACUGUUUUAAUUUCAUUCCCAUUUUAAUUAUGCAUAGGCUAAGUCUUUAUUUUAAUAAAGUUGUUUCAUUCCGAGUUAGGAUGAGGGCUUCCUUCCCACAUCCCUGCAUGACCGAGACUAUUCUGCACUGAUGGGAAGGGAGAGCGAAGUUUCUGAGCAUACUUAACUGUAUUUUUCUUGCCUAUAAAUUAUUUUUAGUUUAGUUAUAUUUGGGUGUCUUCAAUUGACUUGAUGCGUCAUCACAUUUUUCUGAUCUGUGGAGAAUCUUUGAUUGAAAAAGUCACUAAAUUAUAAAAGCUGUACAGUAGUUUGGUCCACUUGGAUUAAUUAUGGCACCAGCAAAUUGCUUUUUGUUUUUAAAUAAGAUGUAUACAUUUCAAUUUCAGUAAAAACAUUUUCCAAUAA